AUGGAAAACGUUGGUGGUAUUGAAGAUAUUAUAAUGAUGUGUGCUCCUAACGCACCAGAUCCAAAUUUCAAUAAAAAAAAAUCUGUUAAAAGGAGAAAAAAAGUCCAUGCUAAAGAAAAUGAAAAAGACCACGACUAUGACGACAUAAAUGUUAAUGAUGACGAAAUAGAUGAGGUUGUCGAUGUUGAAGAAGCUGGAACUAAAAAAAAUGAUUUAAAGAAAAAAAACGAUGAUGGUGAUGAAGAAAAAUACAAAGAGGAGGAGAAAGGUAAUGAUGAUAUGAAAGAAAAACGACAAAAAAGAAGAAAAAAGAAAGAUAAAAAGGAUAAGAAAGAAGAUGAAAAAGAUAAUAAUUUUAAUGAUGAGAAUUUAAAAUCCAAGAAGGAAAUUGAUUAUGGGACAAAUGAAAAAGUAAAGAAAAAUAAGAAAACUAAAGUAAAAGAAGAAGAAAAUGAUCAACCAAGGUGUACCAAAAGUGAUGGUGAAGAUGUUGAUAAACAAAAAAAAAGAGACGAAAAAGAUGAUGAUCAAUUUGGAAAAAAUAGAAGACGUCAUACUAUAGAUAAUGAAUUUAAAAAAGAAGAUUAUCCAAGAAAAAAAAGAAGUGAUGACGACAAUGAGGUUUCAAAAAGAAGGGACGUUGAUGAAAUAGAUAAAGUAAAAAAAAAAUCAGAUGAUGACAAUGAUAAAAAUAAAAAAAACAAUGAAGAUUACAAAGACAAAAAAGAUAGAAACACUGAAGGUGGUGAAAAAAAACGUAUGAUGAAGAAAGCAAAAAAUGUUGUUAAAGGAAAAAAUGAUGAUUUGAAGGAUAAAAAGAAAAAUAAACAAAUUAGUGAAGAAGAUGAUAGGAAAAAAAAUAAAGGAAGUGAAGAUGACGAAAAUAGAAAAAAAACACUUCCUAGUGAUGAAAAAGGAAAAGAUAAUGAGUUAGAAAAUAAAAAAACUAAAGUUGAGACUGAUCGUCUUGAAAAAAAAAAGUUACAAGGAAAAGACACAAAAUUGAAAUCAAGAAUAUUUGAAAAUAUUGAAAUUAAAAAAGAAAAUGAUGAUUCAUUAGGCAAAAAAAAACAAACUGAAGAUGAUACAACAACUAGAAAUUUAAAAGAAGAUAGUGGUAAAGCUGAUAACAAAAAUAAAGUAUGUAAUGAUAAAAAAAAAUCCACUAUCAAGACUGAUAAGAAAAAACCUGUUGUUGAAGAAUUAGAUAAAAAAAAGUUAUCAAAAAUUGAUAAAACGAAAAAAGCAAAAAAAAGUGACAAAUUUGAAAAUGUAACACCAUCGAAAAGAAUAGAUAAAGUUAAUAAAACAACAAUUGAAAAAAAAAUAAGCGUUCAGGAGGAGAAUGAGAAAAAUGUAAAAAGAAAUAAAUUUAGUAAAAAUGGAAAUGGUCAACAAACAGAACCAAGUAUAGAAAUUGUUAAAAAAAAUAAUAAAGUAAGAGGAAAAGAUAGAACUAAAGAAAAAACUGCAAUUCUACAAAAAUCAGCACUUUCAACCCCAAGUCCGAGUGAUGGAUUAUAA
Molecule: messenger RNA, 1524 nt
Organism: Strongyloides ratti
Lineage: Eukaryota; Metazoa; Nematoda; Chromadorea; Rhabditida; Strongyloididae
Exons: 1
Coding region: 1-1524 (507 amino acids)
Source: RefSeq, a predicted model, not a curated record